Molecule: messenger RNA, 1943 nt
Organism: Notolabrus celidotus (New Zealand spotty)
Lineage: Eukaryota; Metazoa; Chordata; Actinopteri; Labriformes; Labridae
Gene: zfpl1
Product: zinc finger protein-like 1
Exons: 8
Coding region: 187-1179 (330 amino acids)
Cellular component (GO): Golgi apparatus
Source: RefSeq, a predicted model, not a curated record
AAGAGUCAGAAGCGGAAGAGACGUGGCACAUAAACACACAGAGGAAGGAACCAGCUAGCAACACACAAGUUUCCUGAUGACAGCUCUACUUCUAUGUGAAUCUUACACGGAAGCUUAAAUGACAGUCAUACAACAUUUGGUGAAACGAACAGGACUUAAUUAAAGUCUGUGUGACAGCAGGUGACUAUGGGUCUCUGCAAGUGCCCAAAAAGAAAAGUGACCAAUUUAUUCUGUUUCGAGCAUCGUGUCAAUGUGUGCGAGCAUUGCCUCGUCUCAAACCACAACAAGUGUAUUGUGCAGUCAUAUUUGCAAUGGCUUCAGGACAGCGAUUACAACCCCAACUGCACUCUGUGUAACACCCCACUGUCUGCCCAGGACACUGUCAGACUCGUCUGCUAUGAUGUGUUUCACUGGUCAUGUCUCAAUAACUUGGCAUUGCGGCUGCCCCUCCACACGGCUCCAGCUGGAUACCAGUGCCCAGCCUGUCAAGGUCCAGUCUUCCCCCCAUCUAACCUGGCCAGCCCUAUUGCUGAUGUGCUGAAAGAACAGCUGUCAUCGGUUAACUGGGCUCGAGCUGGUUUAGGGCUGCCACUGAUUGAGGAGCCUAUUGGGGACCUUGAAGAGACUGCAGCUAAUGAUGUUACAGAUUAUACCGACUGGUCAACAUUUGGUGCACAAGAGCAAAGUAACAUUUACCCCAGCCACUCCUACAACACCAGCCUCAGCCCACAACCCACAUCUGUCCCACCUCCAGCUCAAGAGGACCAGGCAGAUACCCGUAAAAAUGGAGACCCACUCCUGCAGGAUCACUCUGUGAUCAAUUUCACUACUACUGCCACUACCUGUGACACGGUUACAUUACACACUGCUUCCUCACCAAGAAAGAUCUAUGACACACGUGACGUUGGUCACAGCACCGUCACACAGAUUGACUUUGAUGAUGACAAGUACAGAAGAAGACCAACACUGAGCUGGUUUGCUCAAAUUCUCAAAAACCUCACAGGUGGAAGGCGGACAUCUCUGACCUGGAAACAACGCGUCUUCAUGCUCCUUCUGGUUGGAGUUCUGGGAUUCUUUACACUGAUUAUCAUCAUGGCUAAAGUCGGACGUGCCUCUGCGGGCUCAGACCCAAAUUUAGAUCCUCUUCUUAACCCAAAUAUCCGUGUGGGGAAAAACUGAUAACAAGAAUUGAUUCCUUCUUUUCCUUCUGUGUUACACAAUAUACGCCUGUGUAGGCUGAGCUGAAAUGGGACUUUUCAAUAAACCGUGAGCCCAGCAGAGGGAGCUAUUUACCCGAGUGAAUGGGGAAAAGAAAGAGACACUGAACCUCUGUAGAAUAGAGGUAAUCUCUGGCUCCAUUCAUUUACACAAGGCAGUAGGAGCAUGCCACAGCCCUUCACAGACUUAAGAAAAUGUCAUUAAAUUCAGGAGCUUACCUAUGAUUCUGGUAAAGCUACCCACAGCUCUAAAGGUGACCAAAGCCCUAGAGCUUGUAGUCAAAGGAUCCAUCAGUUACUGCUUUGAAAAGGCGGUGAUGGAGAGAGUUUGUACUUUUACUUACAGUUCCAGCUAACAAGUGUCAGUGAUCUUUUGAAGUGGAUUUUUUAAUUUCAGUAGAAACUAAACUCUCUUGAUGUUGAAAAAACGUCUUUUGCUAGCAGAGAAGUCAGACUGUACAUUACCAAGAACACAACAUUCAUAUACAUAUAUAUGAGUUUAUAAAAUAAUUCCACUUUGGGUUUCUGUUUAAGCUGCCUUUGUGCAUUUCUUCUUUGGACAGGACAUCCGACUGGAAUCUGAUAAACCCCAGAGAAUAAAUACACAACUAUUUAUGGGUGUCUGCUUCAAGUUUGAAAAGGCAUUGCUUUUAGAUUUGGCACACAUGCUGUAUGUAUAUUUUCCAAAUGUUUAUUUGACUGUCUAUUAAAUGGGAAUAAUUCAGA